Messenger RNA from Sphaeroforma arctica JP610, 1230 nucleotides. RefSeq lists its product as hypothetical. Lineage: Eukaryota; Ichthyosporea; Ichthyophonida. Gene Ontology annotation, molecular function: A2-type glycerophospholipase activity. The record is from RefSeq and is a predicted model, not a curated record. Gene Ontology annotation, cellular component: cytosol. The coding region runs from base 1 to 1230 and encodes 409 amino acids. Gene Ontology annotation, biological process: glycerophospholipid catabolic process. The transcript is spliced from 4 exons.
AUGGGUUCAGAGGAGGAAACAAAUGCUAUGACAACAUGGCAGGAAUAUUUUGAUAAUGUCCAGCUAGAGGGCUUCGAGGACUUUGCAUGGAAUAUUAGCUCCAUACCAAGAGCGGCACUUGGAGCAAGUGGCGGCGGUCACCGUGCUUCGCUGUCUGCUUUUAGUGUGCUAAGUGCUUUCGACAUGAGGAAUGCACAGGCAAAUGGUGGUGCCGGGACUGUCGGUGCUAUCCUUGCCAACGAUAAUACACUCAUCAGCGAUGUGGCGACCAAGUAUAUAAAUAUCAACAAUCAUCUUCUCAACCCGGGAGAUAACAAAACAGAGCGAUCUGAGAAUAUGGCAAACCUCACGAGACAAGUUCUGAGCAAAGAUGUAGCCGGCUACCAUGUCUCGCUCGUAGAUAUAUGGGCGAAAGAUGUUUCUUUCCAUUUCUUACACAAUAUCGAGAAUUUCGGCGACGAGCUAACGCUAUCGAGUAUCGCAAAUGGUGACAAUGCUUUUACAAACCAUACCAUGCCCUUUCCACUUAUAGUGGCUACCGUAUUCAAGAACGGCAGUGCCACAGCAUCUGUGGGUACAAAAUACAAGAAUGGUACAUCUGUGGUAGACAAUGUUUGUGUGUCUAAUUAUGAUAAUUUAGGCUUCGUUACGGGCACUAGCUCGGGCUAUUUCAUAGAUUACAACGGUAUCGCUGUCUCGGCUCUCACUGAGAUACCAAGUUUCUUGGAUGGCCUGUCCAGUACUGACGCACUCUAUAUGGGCGACAGUAUACGAUUGUCUGAUGGUGGCUAUGCUGAGGGUGGCGUCCCUGCCUUUUCCCUGGCCGUUCCUGCUCGUGAAGUAGAUGUCAUUAUAAUCCUUGACAAUGCCGGUGAUUCAGCUUGGACUGUACCGAAUGGUGAUUCUGUUGUGCGGUUUUCUAAUUACUCGACAAUGCAGGGGAUCCCAUUCCCAGAUACACCCACAAAAGAAGAGUACAUUGCUGACCCGAGCUUGGCCGAAGGGAUCCGAUUCUUUGGAUGUCAUUACUCUGAAGUACCCACCUUGGUUUACAUUGCGAAUCAGCUUGUUGUUCACAACACAAACCAGACCACUAUUAAGCUUGCUUAUCAGAACGAUGAGAUCGAAGGAUUUAUGACGAAUGAUCACGCCAUACUUACCCAACAAGUGGGCUUUGAAGAUGCGCCUGUGUGCAUGGCUUGCUUAUUUGCCACUGAGGCGGGAUUUUAG